Molecule: messenger RNA, 645 nt
Organism: Microthlaspi erraticum
Lineage: Eukaryota; Viridiplantae; Streptophyta; Magnoliopsida; Brassicales; Brassicaceae
Source: the annotation of a GenBank genome assembly
AUGUCGGAUUCUUCAACCAAGGAAGAGACAAUCCAUAAACCACACUGCAAGAGGAAUGUCUCUGGCGAACUUGACGUCUUCGAAGCAACUCAAUAUUUCUCCGACUUCAACGAAUCAACAACGAUCGCGUACUCAAGAAUCCAGAUUCAGAAGCAGACCAUUGCCACUGAACAUCGACAAAACAGAGUCCACCCUGUAACCAGAGUCGUCCUGAAGCCGCAUGAGAAGGAGAUGACACGUGGUGGUGGUGGGAAGCUAGCCGGUUUCUUGAACUCUCUUCUUCGUUCAGCGGGUCUAAAGAAGUCAAAGUCAAAGCUCACUCCAGAGGUGGAGACUCCACGAGGAGAAAGGAGGAGGAGGAAUAGCUGCGUCGUGGUGACCACACAAGCCGCAGGUGCUUCCCCGAUCCCGGGUGCCGGCGUGUGGCGUUUAAACGCGCGGAGGAGAAGCUUUGAUGAGAAACAAGUGAAGGAUUCCAAGAACUUGAACAUAAGGUUUUGUGAGAGUAUCUGGUUGGACCAGAAGGUUGAGUGUAAAGAUCGAAAUGCAGGAAUAGAUGAUGUAAAUGGUGGCUGCGAGAUUACUGAUUCAAGUUCCGAAUCGGAUCUUUUUGAGUUGGAUUUGUUUGCGAAAUCAAACCCCUAA